Molecule: messenger RNA, 951 nt
Organism: Clavispora lusitaniae ATCC 42720
Lineage: Eukaryota; Fungi; Ascomycota; Pichiomycetes; Serinales; Metschnikowiaceae
Product: U4/U6-U5 snRNP complex subunit
Biological process (GO): mRNA splicing, via spliceosome; spliceosomal tri-snRNP complex assembly
Cellular component (GO): precatalytic spliceosome; U4 snRNP; U4/U6 x U5 tri-snRNP complex
Source: RefSeq, a predicted model, not a curated record
AUGGAUUUCGAAAAGGAGCUAGCGGCAGACUUUGAGAGCGACUCCGACUCCUUUUCCGAGGCCGAAGUGUCCCAAACGGCGGCCCAACCCGCUGCACCCACCAACACCGCCCGAAAACCGGCCACUCUCGCCCAACUACUAGAAAACAGCCAUUUGGCCAAUGUCGGCGCCAAAAUCGCCCAGCUCGACGUGAAACAAGUGGCCGACGUGGAAGAACUCAGCUCCGUGCAUGCGCUCAUGCCGCAGAUCCGCGAGACGUUGGCCCGCCACGCCGACUCGGCCGAAACAGACUACUUGGAGCUUCUACAAGCGAUAAACCACAACCACCAGUCGCCCGAGUAUGCGUUUUUGGCGCAGCUCAGCGAGCUCCCGCCGCUCGUCUCGGACGAAAUGGCGCUCUUGCACCGCUACGCAGCAGUGCAGUACCGGGUUGUCUUUUCUGAGUUGGAGCUGCUUGUUCCAAGCCCUGUGGACUAUUGCAAGAUCGUUCUUGAGAUUGGCCAGGAUCUUGCGGGCAUCCGGGCGCACGAGCCCCGGCUCCGGCAGAUUGUGGCCGGCGACCGGGUUUUGGCCAUUGUCAUGGCGGCCUUGCAGCAGUUCCCGCUGCUGUUCACGUUGAACGACCAGGACAUGGCCAAGAUCGCCCACGCAUGCACCAUGUGCCUCGAGCUCAGCUCUUUUCUCGACGAGGUGGCGGCGUUCAUAUCGCAACGCCUCUCCAAGUUUGCGCCCAACGUCUCUGCUCUAAUAGGCCCUGUGGCCACGUCUCAGCUUCUUAUCAGCACGGGCUUCUUUGAAGCAUGUUGGCUCUCACGCCGUCGUGCAACCUUCCGUCUUUUGGCGUGCGGGACUUGCUGUCGCAAAACGAAAACCCACUCCAACUUUGUGCGGGCAACAGGAUACCCUCUACUACUGCGAUCUAGUCAAGAGCCUUCCGCCGGGAAAUCGUGA